GUGUGGGUGGAUUGCUCAUGUAAGUUCACGUCAUGCAUGAUUGAUUCCCUUUUCUUUUUCCUUUCUUUUUUCUUCUUUAACAACGUUGUAUCAUACUUGUGAACCCAUUUGUUCGGUUUCCCAAAUGACAUGUUUUCCACAUGCCAAUCCAAAAGUCUGGCCCGAUCUUGCUGAGUAACAGACAGUGGAACACGCAGGUGAAUUUGGUGGACUCUCGGCAAGUCGCAUGCACCAAGCAAAUAAGUCCACACAAAGACGGCAACCCAUCGUCUCUCGUGUCCACACGAGCACACCGUUCUCUCUCUCUCUCUCUUCUCCUCAGUCAAUCUUUGUCGAUCGAAAUCCUUCCCACCCGACGCCCCGACCCUUCGCCGGAGCCUCCCAAUCGGGAUUUCUAGGGUUCCCCCCCUCCCCCGGAUUCGUCCUCAACCUCAUUGCGAUUUCGUUCCGUCGAUCGGGCCGUCAUGUGCUCGUCCGGCACGGGUGAGAGGAUCGGAUGGAGGAGUGUAGUGCUGAUCUCGACUGCUUGAUUUGCCGAUUCUCCUGAAAAUCAGAUUGAUAUGGUGCACCUUUUCGGGUAGUAUUUACUACUCCUUUUUAGGCAGUAUUGAUGAGGCAAAAGAGGAAAGGGAGUGAAGCCGAUGCGUCUACUCAGCUGCCGGAACUUUCGAGAUCUCCCCAUGAUUUGCAGUCGUCAAAUCUGAGGUCUCAUUAUUCAUUGGACGAUUAUACGAGGCUGAAGAAGAGGCGCAAAGAAGAUGCGGGCACGGAACCUGUCGCUUCCUGUAAAAGUAAGCUGGCGAGCAUCACCACAGCUCCGCCUUGCGGCAGCUCGUCCUUGGUCGCUCCUGGGAGAGGUUUAAAGAGGAAGAUAGGAUGUAUAGACGUUGCUACCGGAAUGGGUCGGAAGAAAAAGAUUGAGGAUGAUUACAUUUCAGGUGACACAAUUGGCCAAGGAAAAUUUGGUUCUGUUCGGCUCUGUAGGUCUAAGAUUAGUGGUGAGGAAUUUGCCUGUAAGACUUUGAAGAAGGGGGUGGAUUUAGUUCACCAGGAAGUGGAGAUAAUGCAGCAUUUAUCAGGACAUCCGGGGGUUGUAACGUUGAAGGCAGUGUAUGAGGAGCCAGAAUCUUUUCACCUGGUGAUGGAGUUAUGCUCUGGGGGACGUUUGAUUGAUCAGAUGAAGGAAGGUCCUUUUUCAGAGCAGCGGGUUGCAAAUAUAUUCAAGGAGGUGAUGCUUGUCAUCAAAUAUUGUCACGAAAUUGGUGUCAUUCACAGAGAUAUCAAGCCCGAAAAUAUCCUGCUUACAACCUCAGGAAAGUUGAAGCUUGCAGAUUUUGGACUGGCCAUGAGAUUCUCUUCUGGUCAGAGCUUAACAGGUUUGGCAGGAAGUCCCGCUUAUGUUGCUCCAGAAGUUCUGAUUGGGAAUUAUUCUGAGAAAGUUGAUAUAUGGAGCGCGGGUGUCCUGCUACAUGCACUCUUGGUGGGCGCUCUUCCCUUUAAAGGUGACUCAAAAGCAGUCUUUGAGGCAAUCAAAAGUGUGAAGCUUGAUUUUCAGUCAGGCAAAUGGCAGUCUGUGUCCAAACUUGCUCGUGAUCUGAUUGCAAGAAUGCUGACAAGAGAUGUUUCUGCUAGGAUAACUGCAGAGGAAGUAUUAAGGCAUCCUUGGAUAUUGGUCUUCACUGAGUGCACAUUGAAAUCUUUGUCCUUUAAAUCAAAACUAAAGAACCAAGUGGCAGCUUCCUCUGUGCAAGUGUCUGCUGCGCCUGGCCUCGAGCAAUGUGGAAGCAGAGUAUGCUCUGGUUCUGCCAACAGAGACUCAACACUUCCAUCACCCCCUAGUCCGAGCUGCAAGCCCGAGGAGACUGAUGAAUGUGUUUUUGUGGAUGCCCUUUCAGUUGCUAUCUCACAAGUUAGGAUUUCAGAGCCAAAGAGGAGCAGGCUGUGAAGUCCCACAGACCCAAUAGAGCAACAGUGCUCGUCUAACAUGAGGUCUAAUACACUGUAAAGCUUUCUGAUCUGCUGACCGACUAAUGACAUCAACUUGGUCAUCUCCAUUGCUUCUAAGUUGGGAAUAAGUUCUGUCUGUGUUCCAUCUGCGUCUGGCAUAAUCUCCCGGGACCAAGUGAUGACAAUAACCAGCUGAUUUCGGUGGAAUUGGAAUAGUUGGCUCUGGAUCCUGAAAAUAUGCUAAGUAACUUUUAUUCUUUUAUGCAUUUCAAUAAUGGUCUGAAACACUAACCAUGUGGACUGAUGGAAUCAUUGUACAGAGAAUGUAAAUAGUUUGAGUACUGUGCUUUUCCCUCCCAAGCCAGCUUUCUCCUUACCUUAGGAAGAAAAAAGGACUGCUGCCUCUGAAGGUCGUGUUUUUUAUGUCUCUAUGUAGGGCUCUUUCAACC
Eucalyptus grandis is the source of this 2396-nucleotide messenger RNA. Its product is annotated as serine/threonine-protein kinase PEPKR2. Lineage: Eukaryota; Viridiplantae; Streptophyta; Magnoliopsida; Myrtales; Myrtaceae. The transcript has 4 exons. Gene Ontology annotation, molecular function: calmodulin binding; calcium/calmodulin-dependent protein kinase activity; ATP binding. The coding region runs from base 611 to 1945 and encodes 444 amino acids. The record is from RefSeq and is a predicted model, not a curated record. Gene Ontology annotation, biological process: intracellular signal transduction; protein autophosphorylation; peptidyl-serine phosphorylation. Gene Ontology annotation, cellular component: cytoplasm; nucleus.